AUGUCAGUUGGUGGCUUAAUUUGCCAUGUCGCUCGCAGUUCCGAGAAGCGGUGUCCGUGCAUUUUUGCGUGGUCCAAAUUGGCGCCAGGGGGGACUCUGGCAUUGCAGAGUGCGCUGUCUUUUCCACAUGCCUUGGCUGGCGUUUGCUCAAUCGCUGGAUGGGCAUCAGCAGGCUUGAUGCCAAGUAAAGCUGAGACUUCUGAGCUCCCAAUUUUCAUGAGCCACGGACAUGACGACCGCAUGGUUCCCAUUGAAGUGGCCCGCAACAGCUGCAGCGCCUUGGCAGCUUUGGGCUACAAAAAGGUGAGUUUGAUGACCUUCAAAGGAUUGAGGCACCAGCUGAGCACUCUGCAAUUCAAAGAGAUCAUGGAGUUUUAUCGUCAAGUCAUUCCAGAAAGAGUGGAAGGCUUCCGCAUUCCUUCUGUAGUGACACCCAAGCCGGCUGGAUGCAUUCUUUGGAUGCAUGAUGCCAGUAUUGUGGGAAAUCUGGAUGAGCAUGACUUGGCCACAAGGCUUCAUAAGUCCUUGCCUGGAGUGCAACUGGUUCUACGAGGCUUGCCACAAGUGCCAGAGGGAGAAAGCCUGGGAAGGCUUUUGCUGCAGGAAAUCACCGAACAGUUGAAGAAGGUGGCUUGGGAACUGUGGGAACUUGGCCAGCUGAAUCGGCAACGGGACAUUUCUGCAGACACCACCACCUCUUCUUUUGCCGUCUUGAAUGAAGAAGUGGCUGGUAGGUGGGUGAUACCUGGCGUUUGUCCUCGACAGUGCUUGGUGGUUUCGGUGCGGGUGGCACUGCUGCCCUCUUGGGGCUUCUCUAUCCACAGUUGGCAGGCAUCGUGUCCUGUUCUGCUUUCCUUGCCGAUGGCUUUCCCGAGCAACAAGCAGAACCUGGAACGGACAGCCUCAUCCUCCUCACGCAUGGAGUCGAGGAUCAAAGAACCUCCUGACAAAGUGGUGCCUAUCGAUGCCGCAAGGCAUCAGUGGCGUAGCUUAGAGACUUAUGGCUAUCGAGGAGAAGCAUGGCUCAAUGGACAGAGUCUCUUCCUGCUGUUGGACAUCGAUGAUCAAGGCUACAUCGAUGUGGAGGAGUUCAUUGCUGGAUGCUGUCGGAUUCAUGGUCCUGCCAAGGCCAUUGAUCUCACCACCCUCAUGUGUCAGGUCCGAAAGCUUCAUAUGGAGCUUCGUGAACAUGCGCUUUGGGUCGUGGAGUGCAUGACAAUGGCUGGAUUUGCAUCCCCGGCCAGCACCUUCCAAGGCUCUCCUCGACAUCGGAGGAAGCCCAGCUUUGGCUUGACCGCGCAUCCGGACCACGCUCUGGAGGAGAAAUCACCUGUGGCAAGUUUGGAUCAUAAAGUUCACGCUUCGCCAGCCUCGAGCAUCGAACAGGCACCAGAAGCGCUAUCAGCUCUUACACCAGCCGGCUCUUUGAAGCUUCCAAUUAACAAUCGACUCCACGAUGAGGGCUUUGGUGGCUUUGCCUCCUCCCUAGGUGUGUUUGCGUUGCUGGCCACAUUGGCCAAAAACCGCUCGUGCUCAGGAAUCUCAAGAAGCACACAGAUCUUGUAUUUCUUGGUCUUCGUGACAAGGUAUCUGGAUUUGAUAGACGAGCAACAAGCAUUCUAUUUGGUCUUCUUCAAGAUAACGUACAUUGUGACCUCCAUUAUCGUCCUGGCUGUUUUCUACAAGCUUGAUGCCACAUAUGAGCGCCAGAAGGAUACCUGCAGUUUGGCUGUCAUUUUGGUGCCCUGUUUCCUUGGUGCCUUUCUUCUGGCCAAGACGUAUCAACUGGUGGAUAUUUUGUGGACCUUCUCACAAUUCUGUGAAGGCUUUGCCAUGGUCCCACAGUACGUCUUUUGCUACAGAGAUCGGAUGGCAAAGGACAUUGGGGUGACCUUUUACGUUUUAUCGAUGGGUGCCUAUCGAUGCUUUUACGCUGCAAACUGGAUAUACAAGAAGGUUCAAGUGCCAAAGUAUACCGACUUUCAAUCUUGGCUCGGAGGGCUGAUCGACAUCUUAUUCUUCGCUGACUACCUCCUGUCUUUUACGGGCUUGAGCCUGUUGAGAAGUAUGGUUCUGAAGGUUGAUGAAAAGAUCAACGAAUUCAAGGACAAGGUGGAGAUGAAGGUUCUUGGGUCAUCAUCCAGUGUGGCGAGGGACUCACAGGCCACAGGGACAGAGCUCCGACAGCGCCGCAAAGCUGAUGAGGCAGAGGAGGAUAUAGGCAUUUGA
Messenger RNA from Durusdinium trenchii, 2229 nucleotides. The record is from the annotation of a GenBank genome assembly. Lineage: Eukaryota; Dinophyceae; Suessiales; Symbiodiniaceae.